CGUGCGUGUGUCCGUGUGUGCGGGGCCCACGGGGUGUGUCCGUGUGUCCGUGCGUGCGGGGCCAUGCCGGCGCGGGGCCGGUGCGGGUGCGCGGAGCCGCGGCGGCUGCUGCCCGUCCUGCGCUGGCUGCCGCGCUACUCGCUGCGCUGUUUGCGGCUCGACCUGCUCGCCGGCCUCAGCGUGGGGCUCACCGUGGUGCCGCAGGCGCUGGCGUACGCCGAGCUGGCCGGGUUACCUCUGCAGUACGGCCUCUAUUCUUCCUUCAUGGGCUGCUUUGUCUACUGCUUCCUGGGCACCGCCAAGGACGUGACGUUGGGCCCCACAGCCAUCAUGUCCCUGCUUGUCUCUUCCUACGCCUUCCACGAGCCUGUCUAUGCCAUCCUGCUCGCCUUCCUCUCCGGCUGCAUCCAGCUGGCCAUGGGGCUGCUGCACCUUGGUUUCCUCCUGGACUUCAUCUCCUACCCAGUCAUUAAAGGAUUUACGUCAGCUGCUUCCAUCACCAUUAGCUUCAACCAGGUCAAGAACAUCCUGGGGCUGCAGGGGAUCCCUCGGCAGUUCUACCUGCAGGUGUAUGAGACGCUGCGGAGGAUCGGGGAGACCAGGGCUGGGGAUGCCAUCCUGGGGCUGGCCUGCCUGGCCGCGCUGCUGGGGCUCCGGGCCAUGAAGAGCCGCCUGCGCCCAGCUGCCCGUGCCGAGCCGCUGGCUGCCAGGAUCAGCUACCUGAUCGUCUGGACCUCUGCCACGGCACGCAAUGCCCUCGUGGUCCUGUUUGCCGGCCUGGUGGCUUACUCCUUCCAGGCGAUGGGCUGGCAGGCGCUGACGCUGACGGGCAGCAUCCCCCGGGGCCUCCCUGCGCUGCGGCUGCCGCGCUUCUCCAGCACAGCCGCCAACCGCACCGUCCCCUUCCUGGCCAUGGUGCAGGACAUGGGGGUCGGGCUGGCUGUGGUCCCGCUCAUGGGCCUGCUGGAGACUGUCGCCAUUGCCAAGGCUUUUGCUGCACAGAACAAUUACAGGAUUGACCCCAACCAGGAGCUGCUGGCUAUGGGCUUUGCCAACAUCCUGGGCUCCUUUGUCUCGUCGUAUCCCAUCACGGGCAGCUUUGGCCGGACAGCGGUGAACGCGCAGUCGGGCGUCUGCACCCCGGCGGGAGGGCUCGUCACAGGUGCCCUGGUGCUGCUCUCGCUGGCGUAUCUCACCUCCCUCUUCUACUACAUCCCCAAGGCGGCGCUGGCCGCCGUCAUCAUCGCGGCCGUGGGGCCCAUGUUCGACGCCGGCAUCUUCAGCAGGCUCUGGCGGGUUAAGAGGCUGGACCUGGUGCCGCUGUGUGUGACGUUCCUGCUCUGCUUCUGGGAGGUGCAGUAUGGCAUCGUGGCCGGGGUGGUGGUCUCGGGGGUUCUCCUCCUCUACUCCAUUGCCAGGCCCCCAGUAAAGGUGUGGGAAGGGGACGUGCUGCUCGUGCAGCCGGGGAGCAGCCUGCACUUCCCUGCCAUCGAGAGCCUCCGGGACAUGAUCUGCAGCCACGCUCUGGCAGCAGCAUCUGCACCACGCUGCAUCAUCCUGGACUGUCGCCACGUCAGCAGCAUCGAUUACACGGUGGUGGUGGGGCUGGCGGAGCUGCUGCGGGAGCUGCGCACACACGGCAUCUCCCUGGCCUUCUGCAGCCUCCAGGACCCUGUUCUCCAAGUCCUGCUGUCUGCAGACUUAGAAGGGUUCCAGCAUUUCCCCAGCCGGGAGGAGGCAGAGUGGUGUGGAGGAGCAGAGCCGGGGAGCAGCGAGGCAGCCACCUUCAGCAGCAGCAGCCAGAGCUCGCUGCUGCCCUCGGGGCUCCUCCAGUGAGCCCAGGAGCCGCCUGGGAGCCCUGAGAGCAGCUUGGCCUCGCCAGCUCCUCACCUCCAGCGCUGUGUGCCACAUUGUGCCACAUUGUGCCAUGUUGUGUGCCGCGCAGAGCAGGGGCUGCAACCCCCGUGACAUCCGACCAACCCCCUCCCCAGGAGCUGCUGGCCCCUGCCCUGCUGCUCAGGCAGCUGGGGGUUGUCUGUCAGGGUCUGUCCCCAUAGCCCCUGGCAGAGCAGCACCAGCACAGCCCCGCGCUGGGAGCAGGGGUCUGGCUGGUCCCACACGGGCUCCCCAGCCCCACUGGAGCUCUGGCACCUCACCACCUCUGCAGGCUGAGGAGAGGUGAGCUGUGAAAAGGAUUAGUGGGGUAAGAUGGUCAUUGGGAAGGAGCCAUCCCUCCUCUGUGCCUUCCCCAUCCUCAGAGCUGGGCUUUUUAAAUCACCUGUUUUAAUUCUGGAGACUUUUCUUAUCCUGGGACAUUCCAAACCUCUUGGCAAUGGGUGUUGGAAGGAUGCUGGCACUGCCCUGUGAGCCCAAGGGUGUGCUGCAGAUCUCAACCUCAGGCUGCUGGGAGAUGAAAAUCAUCAGUGAUCUUGCUCCUUGCUGAUCCCUCAAACGCUGGGUGCAGCCCCCCCACCUCUCUCCUGCCUGGCAUCCGAGGAGAUGGGCACCCUGACACCAGCUGGUGCUCGCCUUGCUGGGAAAUGGGUGCAAAAAGCAAUGGUGCUAUCAGGUUGGUGGGGACAGGUUUCAGGAGGGAGCAGCUUCUGUAAUCUACCCUUGUCUGACACCCUUUUAUGGAGGGUAUAAUAAAGCA
Colius striatus (speckled mousebird) is the source of this 2653-nucleotide messenger RNA. It is a transcript of the gene SLC26A11, whose product is annotated as solute carrier family 26 member 11. Gene Ontology annotation, molecular function: sulfate transmembrane transporter activity. Gene Ontology annotation, cellular component: membrane. NCBI's taxonomy places the organism in Eukaryota, Metazoa, Chordata, Aves, Coliiformes, Coliidae. The transcript is spliced from 16 exons. The coding region runs from base 64 to 1836 and encodes 590 amino acids. Gene Ontology annotation, biological process: transmembrane transport. The record is from RefSeq and is a predicted model, not a curated record.